Molecule: messenger RNA, 387 nt
Organism: Ramularia collo-cygni
Lineage: Eukaryota; Fungi; Ascomycota; Dothideomycetes; Mycosphaerellales; Mycosphaerellaceae
Product: 40S ribosomal protein S26E
Exons: 3
Coding region: 1-387 (128 amino acids)
Biological process (GO): translation
Cellular component (GO): ribosome; cytosolic small ribosomal subunit
Molecular function (GO): structural constituent of ribosome; mRNA binding
Source: RefSeq, a predicted model, not a curated record
AUGGUCAAGAAGCGCGCAUCCAACGGACGCAACAAGAAGGGCCGUGGCCACGUCAAGCCGAUCAGAUGCUCAAACUGCUCGCGCUGCACACCCAAGGACAAGGCCAUCAAGAGAUUCACGAUCCGCAACAUGGUCGAGUCGGCUGCCAUCCGUGAUAUCUCGGAUGCCUCCGUCUUCGCUGAAUACUCCGUCCCCAAGAUGUACUUGAAGCUUCAGUACUGCGUCUCCUGCGCCAUCCACGGAAAGAUUGUCCGUGUCCGAUCGCGCGAGGGUCGUCGCAACCGUGCUCCCCCACCACGUGUGCGAUACAACAAGGAUGGCAAGAAGGUGAACCCAGUCCAGGCUGCCAAGGCCCCAGGUGCUGCUGGUGUCGGCGCUCAGGCAUAA